Molecule: messenger RNA, 432 nt
Organism: Lentinula edodes (shiitake mushroom)
Lineage: Eukaryota; Fungi; Basidiomycota; Agaricomycetes; Agaricales; Omphalotaceae
Product: thioredoxin-like protein
Exons: 2
Coding region: 1-432 (143 amino acids)
Biological process (GO): mitochondrial translation
Cellular component (GO): mitochondrial large ribosomal subunit
Molecular function (GO): structural constituent of ribosome
Source: RefSeq, a predicted model, not a curated record
AUGCGUCUGCCUCCAGUUGCGCCCAUUAUCCGGGCAAAACUUGGUUCUACACCUGCAAACGGCCACACUACAUUCCUUCCUCAAAUCAGAAAACUCGUCAUCGAGUAUUGUGAUAAUUGGCCUUCGUCUGCUAACACACGAACCUAUCUUCUCAACCAUAUCGAGGACGUCGCACGGCAGAAUUCCCAUGUCGAGGUAGUCGUCCGACAGCGAUCUCAAAAAGAACCAAUAAUACGUGGCUUUUAUGUCAAUAACAGAGACAAAGUUAUACCAUUGAAUGGUCUGGAAGUGACUCAAAUCCAGAAAAAAGUCGAACUUCUCUUGGACUCUUCGGGAGCCAAGAUCAAACCUCUAAAGAAGACCGUACAAAGUACUACUGAGGCAGCUAGGGGAAUUUGGAGUGGUCUUCAUGCCGAGCGUCCGACGCUCUGA